Molecule: messenger RNA, 602 nt
Organism: Drosophila obscura
Lineage: Eukaryota; Metazoa; Arthropoda; Insecta; Diptera; Drosophilidae
Exons: 1
Coding region: 39-602 (187 amino acids)
Source: RefSeq, a predicted model, not a curated record
GUCCAAAUGGUCAAAACACCUCAGACAACAGUCGAGCCAUGUACUCCGCAAAGCACACUGUAGUUGUAGCCCUGAUCCUCGUCCAGCUGGUGGGCCUCAUUCAAGGCGGAACCUACAGCUAUGAGGACACGUGGGCCAACAUAUAUUCUUCCAUGGAAUUCCCCGACAACGCUGUUCUCGGAGGCCUCGAUUCCGAUGGUUACUACAACUAUGUGGGUCGUGUGGCCUACAGCAGCAACAUUCUUCCUGCCCGAGUGGUUCCCGAGCUGACCAAAGCCACCUACAACACGGAUACGCUGAGCAAUACGGCCUAUACCUCCUUUCAGGUGCUCGUGUCCAACGCCACCGUCAGCUACCAUUGGAAGCGCAGCUUCGACGGCUUCCUGGAAAAAAAUGCCGUAUCCGUGGGAACUGACAGCAGCAACGAACGCGUCUACAUCUGUCGCUUCCGGGCUGACGAGGGACUCUAUAUUGGCACCCUCUACCUGGCCAAACGUGUCUGCAUCGUGAAGUACGGCCAGAAUCCAUUGAGGCAGUUCGACAAGUACGAGGUUUUGGUUAGGGAGCGCAAAGCUGAUGAGUUUCAACAAUUUGGCGUAUAA